CUGUUGAGAACUACAGUGAUUGCACGUUACUUUUCAUAUUUUUAUUAUAAAUUACAAAGUCAAAGAAGAAGGAAAGCAAGCAAUAAAAUAUACAGUUAGAUUGAUUUUUUUUUAUUACAAAAUUUAAAGUGAAUUCAAAUAAUUCCAAAUCAAUACGAGUUAACAACAAAGGCUACAAAAUUAUUAGUGAUAUAAAAGUGAACAAAUUUAUAAGAAUUUUUGGAAAAAUAAUAAGUACUAUAGAGAAAGGAAAAAGUGUCCAUAAAAAGUUCCUAAUAGAAAAAAAAAAAACAACUAUAAUAUAAAUAAGUUAUAGAAAGAAAAUGUAUACUGUUUCCAAAGGUCCCAGCAAAAUUGUGGCCAAAACACGUAGAGGUUUAUCACAAAAUUUUGAAAAAUUUGAAACCAUCAAAGAAAGCAGUAAACGUAACAAUGAUGCAAAUAGUCCGGAAAAAUUAAGUGUACCACGUCCAGUUUUUCAAACAAAGAAAAUUUAUACGCAUCCAAAGAUUGUUGAAGAGGAAGUGUUGACACCUCAGCAUGAGGAAAUUAUAAAAUAUAUAAAUGAUUCCUGGAAUAUAAUAGUGGCUGACAAUCCUUAUGAUCGAGCGCCCACUACUGCACCUGUGGCUGAUGCUAAUAACAAUACUGCUACCUCCCUUAUCAUUAAAUCAGCUAACGGUACUACGAAUGGCCAGCUAGCUUCUUCUUCUACUUCCAUAUAUUGUGUUGAACCUCCAAGUCCUGUUUUAAGUGACUUUAAACCUUUUGAUCUGGAAUCAUGGUGGGGUCGUCGUCUAUUUAACAACAUCACCAAAAGUCUUUGAAUCCUCAAUGGCCUGUUAACCAUAGCAGCCUUAACAUUAAACCAAAAGUAAAGGAACCGGCUGUAUUUUCUUUGCUCUUUGGCCAUUGUUGAUUUACAGAUAUAAUUGUAAUUUGUUUAUUAUUUUGUAAUUUGUAAUUUUAAGUUCUAAAUUUAAUUAUAACGCUCUACUAAUUAAUGUUAAUUUAAGCUUUAUAAUUCAAAACACCACACAACAAAAGAAACUACUGUGUAUAGAUUAAAAUAUCAUUGUAAAAAAUAUUCGCCAGUCAUUGUUAGUUAAAAAAAAUAAUGUCUUCCUUUAUUCAUAACUAAAAAAAAGAAAACGAAAAUCGGUUUUGUAAUUAUUAUUGUUAAUUGUUUUUGUUUGUAAUUCAUUAAGUUUAGUUUUUAAAUAAGUUUUUAGUGAUUUCCUUUUUUAAUGAAUGUUUUUCCCAUCAAAAUUAUUGUUUUGGAUUGUAAGAAAAUAAGAAAAGAAAAUUAAAACAA
Molecule: messenger RNA, 1315 nt
Organism: Lucilia sericata (common green bottle fly)
Lineage: Eukaryota; Metazoa; Arthropoda; Insecta; Diptera; Calliphoridae
Exons: 5
Coding region: 324-827 (167 amino acids)
Source: RefSeq, a predicted model, not a curated record